AAUAAGAAAAAGCGGAGGAAGAAGGGUUGACUCUCUUGCAUGCUGCACUCUUUGACUCUGCUGCCUAGCAACAAACAUUAGCGAGCUAGCCAGCUGCCUGAUUAGCUACUUUCAUGCGCAACGUAGUUAGCUGCAACGUAGGCUCGGGGAUAGACAGCAGUGCCUUUUCAUCCCGUAAAUGUCACAGAUUUCACUCAAUUGUCGAAGUUAAUUAGACUUUAUCUGCCGUUUUGAAGCGGAGAACAUUAGGUCUGUACAGCCAUUAACUAGAUAUCAUUAACGGGCGGAGCAGAAGAUUCUUUUCUCUGGAAAAAGGGGCUAACCUUAGCUAGGUAACGUAACCUUAGCACCAGAGUCACUAGCGUCUCCUCUUGCCACAGAGAAGAGCAGAGAGAGGCAGUAGCGUUAGAUAUGUGAUUGUGGGUUAGUUGGCUGGUUAGCUCAUCUAAGUUAAUGUUGGCGGACACUGGUUGAGUUGAAACGUGAUUUUACAGGUGGUAUAUGUGUUCGUGUCACAUCACACAAACUACCCAGGCAGAGUGGAACUGAGAAAACCAGCCAGACGUCGCCACCAUGUUGGAGGAGGACAUGGAAGUGGCCAUCAAGGUGGUCGUGGUCGGCAACGGAGCUGUCGGCAAGUCCAGUAUGAUCCAACGUUACUGCAAGGGCAUCUUCACUAGGGACUACAAAAAGACUAUCGGAGUGGACUUUCUGGAAAGGCAGAUACUUGUAAAUGAUGAAGAGGUCCGACUAAUGCUGUGGGACACUGCUGGACAGGAGGAGUUUGACGCCAUUACCAAGGCCUACUACCGUGGUGCCCAAGCAUGUGUGCUAGUCUUCUCUACCACAGACAGGGAGUCGUUUCAGGCUAUUGACAGCUGGAGGGAGAAGGUGGAGGCAGAGGUCGGAGAUAUUCCCACAGUUCUAGUGCAGAACAAAAUUGACCUCCUGGAAGAGACUGUUAUAAAAAACGAGGAGGCAGAAGCUUUGGCUAAAAGGCUCAAGUUGAGAUUUUAUCGCGCUUCAGUAAAAGAGGACCUUAAUGUCACCGAGGUUUUUAAGUACUUAGCAGAGAAGUAUCUUCAGCGACUUAAACAGCAAACAGCAGAGGAAACAGAGGUGGUCCAUACAACAAGCAAUAAAAUAGGUGUUUUUAAUACCACAAGUAGUAAUGUCUGCAACCAGAGCUCCAGCAACGGCAGAGAAGUCAUCACUUUGCGACCUAACAAACAAAGGACCAAGAAGAGUAAAAAUCCAUUUGGAAGCUGCAGCCUACUCUAGAUAACAUCAUUUAACUUUAGUGACUGACUAUUGUUUCUCAGACUAGAUUGGUCAUUGUUGUAUUCUGUGGAGGUAGCCACAAUUAGAGACCAAAGCCCAAACAGACUGGGAAAUACUACUCUAUACUACUUUAAUAACCUGAUGUUUAAAGUUGUUUCCCCACAUUGAUGGUUGAAUUUUCUUUGAUUAAGCCUAGGAUCUCCAUCAAUGAUCUGCGCACAAAACCUGUCAACGUUUAUACACUCUUGGGUCCUCCUUGUAGUUGCCUUAAGUAACAGCUGCAGCUACAGUACGUGUAUGUUGUGUCAUGAAUUUAAUGAUACUCAAAAAAAAAAACAGAAGAUGGUUUUUACAGUCACCCAGUCCUGUUUUGACAUUUCAACUGUGCAAUAUGUUUGCAUGUAUUGUAGAAGAUACACAGAUUAUUUUGUACCAUAUUUUUCUAACUGUCAACAGAAUAUGGUUCAAACUAUACUGUUUAUCGUGGACGAAACACUAUCGAAUCCAGAGUUAAUUCUCUGUGCAGAAGUAUUUUUGUACGAAUCAGAAAAACAGUGUUGAGUGAUAUUUUCGCUGAAGUGUUGACAUAGUGCCAAAUUUCCUCUUUCUGAGCUGUAGUUAAAUAUUAAUACUGCAGUGAUAUGGAUGUAACAUGAAAAUAAUAGAAUGUGCUUCUAUGUAUAACCAAAUAUCAUUAACUAUUGACACAAACUAGUCCUCUAUAUGACUGCUUACACUACACUUACAGAUUUGUUAACCAAAUUCUAAGACUUUCACAAAGUCUAGGACUUUGUGAUGUAAAACACGAGUUGAAUUAAUGAUACUCUGCUCUUUGAGUCAUAGUACCUCAAGUCACAAUCAGUUAUAGCACAUGUUUUUGAUUGCAGUUGUUUACAUUUUACAUAUUUCAUGCUGUGCCUUUCUUUAACUUUGGUACAGCUUUGAGUAACUCAUUGGUUAGCCUCAAGAGUAAAUAAGUUUCACUACCUAUGUAUUCAGACUUUACUAUAUUUCAAACAGUUCAAACACUAAACAUGGUACAUGUACAUUUGAAUGCCUGAAUAUGCAAGCUUCAGUUUCUUCUCACUACAUGAGAAGACAAAAAAGACCCAAACUAAUGGUCAGUCCUCAAUACAGCGAUUGUGAACUGUAUGUUAUUGCCUUGUCUGCAUCAAGCCAUUUCCAAAACUCAUUAUCUGAAAGACACCAGUUUACCAAGCACAAAGAAUUAUGUGGUGAUGUGGAAACAUCUUAAAUCUCUUGUCUGAAACUAUGAACACUUCCUUAUUAAUAGUUAUAAUUCUAAGUAUUUUACUUGGAAUUAGAAUACAUAGGACAACUGGGAAUACCUGUGCAUGCACAUUUUUCUCUUUUUAAAAAGUUUUGUAACUGAUCUUGGAUUUUCUGUUAGAACCUUUUCCCUGAUUCAAAUGAACUUUAUUCUCAAGUUGAAGUUCAGAUGGGACUGUCUGUUGUGAAAAUCCCAAAAGGGGCUUAAAAUGUGUUCCAGUUAUACCAUUGGUACUAAGAUUGUGUCAUAUUUCAAGCUUUCUCAUUUAGUUGUGCGUAAACAGUGCUGUUUUGAAAAAAAAAAAAAGUGUGGCAUAACCUUGCAUGCAAGCCUUUUUUUCCCACAUCAGUGAAUGUCCAACCAUGGUUGCAAUGCCACAAUGCCUUGUCCAUGUUUACAUUCUCCCCCAUUGACCACCAGUAAGCAUUUUAAUCUCUACUCUUGCUGUUUGUUUAAAAUUGCCUGCACAGUAAAUCUGUAAAUAAUUAUUUCUCAAGCUUUCUCUUAUUUGUAACAUUGUGUUUACUUUGCCUUUUUGACUGAAUGGAUUUAGCGCACUUUACCAUUAAAAUGGCAUAUAAUCUUAAAGAACCAUAAGUUAACUAACCAUACUUAUGUGCUGUCACUCAGGUGUUGUAAUAAUCUUUGUGUCUGUUACUCUACUUUUCUCAAAUGACUUCAUAAACCAAUUUCACACAUUUAGAUGGACAAACCAACAUGUGUAUGCUUUCAGCCUGACAAAAACAACACUCAUUGUUGGAUUUUUGUUUUAACAGUUAAAAAUGUAUCACAACUUGAAGUGUGCCACACAGCUGUGCACCUGAUGUUAUGUUUGGGGGGGAAAGUUGAUGGUGAUCUGACAUAAAUAAAACUUUACUUUUUUCUUGGGCA
Siniperca chuatsi (mandarin fish) is the source of this 3463-nucleotide messenger RNA. It is a transcript of the gene rab23, whose product is annotated as RAB23, member RAS oncogene family. Gene Ontology annotation, molecular function: GTPase activity; GTP binding. Lineage: Eukaryota; Metazoa; Chordata; Actinopteri; Centrarchiformes; Sinipercidae. The record is from RefSeq and is a predicted model, not a curated record. The transcript has 7 exons. The coding region runs from base 574 to 1281 and encodes 235 amino acids.